CCAAACCCCCCUCACAUACCUGCCGCAGGUGAAACAACAGACCACAUCUCGCAAGCACGCUCAAAGGCACCUCUAAUCCGCACCAUGUCGUUCAAGAGCCCUUCCAGGAGUUUCUCCAGCUCAAGUCUUUCUAGCAGCAUGGGGUCAAGGGGUGGUUUGUUUGGGGCUAUUUCCCCAGCCACUAUAGGGAAUCUGGCAAACACUCUGCGUCCGAUGGUGCAGAUCAACAGCAGCACUUUUCCCCAAGCUGAUGAUAAAGAGACCAUGAAGGGUCUGAAUGACCGUCUGGCGGGGUAUCUGUCAAACGUACGACUCCUGGAGACCUCCAACAAUCAACUGGAGGAGCAAAUCAAAGAGGCUCUGAUGAGGAAAGGAGCUGAGAUCGGCAGAGACUGGAGCGGCUAUGAGAAGAUCGUUAAUGAUCUGAGAAACCAGAUCCAGGAAAUGACUAUGGACAAUGCCAGACUUGUCCUGCAGAUAGACAAUGCGAGGCUUGCUGCUGAUGAUUUCAAAGUCAAGUUUGAGUCGGAGCAGGCCAUGCGGCAAGGGGUGGAGCAGGAUCUGGCACGACUCCGCAAGAUGCUGGACGACACUUACAUGGGCCGCAUGCAGCUGGAGGGCCAGAUCGAGUCUAUGAGAGAAGAGCUGGCGUUCCUGAAGAAGAGCCAUGAGGAGGAUGUUGCCAACCUGACAAACCAGAUCAGCAACUCCCAAGUCAAUGUGCAAAUGGAGACUAAAAACAGUGCAGACCUCAAUGAGACCAUUGAUAACAUCCGCACGCAGUAUGAGCGAGCCGCGCAGAAGAGCCGCGAGGAAACUGAAGCCUGGUAUCAAAACAAAUUUGACAACAUCACAGCUGAGGUGACUCAGAACACAGAAGCUCUGCAGGCAGGAAAGACAGAGCUGAAUGAGCUGCGCAGGCAGAAACAAUCUCUAGAAAUUGACCUGCAGACUCUGCACAAUAUGAUUCGAUCACUUGAGGAUUCACUGCGUGAAACAGAAGCACGUUACGCUCAUGAAGUCAAUGGGUACAACUCUCGAAUCCUGCAGCUGGAGGGAGAGCUGGGACAGGUGCGUGCGCAGGUGGAGCGUCAGGCAGCCGAGUACGAUGCCCUGCUCAACAUCAAGUCCAAACUGGAGGCAGAGAUUGCCACAUAUCACCGUCUCCUGGAGGGUGUUGUGGAUGACAGCGGGGACAAAAACAGAGAGGAAUUUUCUUUAGAGCAGGCGUUGUAUGCAGCUCCUCCUCCUCAUUCCGUCGGACUUAAGAAAGCCAUCAUCAUCACACAAGAAAUAGUGGACGGAGAAGUGGUCUCUCAGAGGGAACUUGAGCAAAAUCUUACUAAUCACAAUGACCUGGAAGUUUCUGGGGAGGAUCAGGAGUUGACAGACCAACUGGAGCUAGCAGUGGAAGAGGCAAAAGCAGAGGAACAGGAAUUAACAGAACAACUGGAGUUAGCAGUAGAGAAUGUGAAAGCAGAGGAAGAGAAAGUAGUAGAACAACUGGAGUUAUCAGUAGAAAAGGUAAAAUCAGAAGAAGAGAAAGUAGUAGAACAACUGGAGUUAGCGGUGGAAAAGGUGAAAGCAGAGGAAGAGUUUACAGAACUGCCGUUAGCAAAGGAAGAUGAGUUAGUGGAGGACAGAGAAGUCACCUGCUGAACACGAUGAGGAGGAAGAAGCUUCUCAAGAUGUUGUGAAGAAAAAAUGACUUUUUUUUACUGCUGUCUCAUUCUAAUCUUACAGCCUCAGUGGUUCUUCAUCUCUGUCUUUGUUCACUUCUUCUUGCUCAGUUUUUCUUUGUGUUGACCAUUUUAUCAAUCUCCUAUGCCACAAUUAAAUAUGUAUGAGCUUCA
Molecule: messenger RNA, 1853 nt
Organism: Cyprinus carpio (common carp)
Lineage: Eukaryota; Metazoa; Chordata; Actinopteri; Cypriniformes; Cyprinidae
Product: keratin, type I cytoskeletal 18-like
Exons: 8
Coding region: 85-1659 (524 amino acids)
Molecular function (GO): structural molecule activity
Source: RefSeq, a predicted model, not a curated record